GCUCCAAGAUGGCGGCGCCCAGUGUGGUAGGGCCGCCUACGAACGUGUUCCCAUUCCGCGAUGCCCGCGCCGCGCCGGAUCCGGUGCUGGAGGCCGGUCCGGUGGCGCACGGGCCACUGCCGGUGCCUCUGGUGCUGGACAACGGGUCGUUCCAGGCCCGCGCAGGCUGGGCAUGCCCCGGGCCGGACUCGGGCCCCGAGCCCCGGCUGCAGUUCCGCGCAGUGUGCGCCCGCGGGCGGGGCGGGGCUCGGGGCGGGGCGGGCCCGCAGGUAGGCAACGCGCUGGGCAGCCUGGAGCCGCUCCGCUGGAUGCUGCGAUCGCCCUUCGACCGCAACGUGCCGGUGAACCUGGAGCUGCAGGAGCUGCUGCUUGACUACAGCUUCCAGCAUCUGGGUGUCUCCUCACAGGGCUGUGUCGAUCAUCCCAUAGUUUUGACAGAAGCCGUGUGCAACCCACUGUAUUCACGACAGAUGAUGUCCGAGCUUCUCUUUGAGUGCUAUGGGAUUCCUACCGUUGCCUAUGGAAUAGACAGCCUCUUCAGCUUCUACCACAAUAAGCCAAAGAACUUGAUUUCCAGCGGGCUCAUCAUUUCAUCUGGAUACCAGUGUACACAUAUUUUACCCAUCUUAGAAGGGAGGUUGGAUGCUAAAAACUGCAAACGCAUCAACCUGGGAGGAAGCCAAGCAGCUGGCUACCUCCAGCGUCUCCUGCAGCUGAAGUAUCCUGGGCACCUGGCAGCCAUCACUCUCAGCCGCAUGGAGGAGAUCCUGCAUGAGCACAGCUACAUCGCUAAGGAUUAUGUGGAAGAAUUGCAGAAAUGGCGGUGCCCCGAUUACUAUGAGAACAAUGUCCACAAGAUGCAGCUCCCGUUUUCCAGCAAGCUCCUGGGCAGCACCCUGACCUCCGAGGAGAAGCAGGAGAGGCGGCAGCAGCAACUGCGGCGGCUGCAGGAGCUCAACGCGCGGCGGCGGGAGGAGAAGCUGCAGCUGGAUCAGGAGCGGCUGGACCGGCUGCUCUACGUGCAGGAGCUUCUAGAGGAUGGCCAGAUGGAUCAGUUUCACAAGGCCCUGAUAGAGCUGAACAUGGACUCCCCGGAAGAGCUGCAGUCCUACAUACAGAAGCUCAGUGCUGCAGUGGAGCAGGCGAAGCAGAAGAUCCUUCAAGCAGAAGUCAGCCUCGAGGUGGACGUGGUAGACAGCAAGCCAGAGACCCCUGACCUGGGGCAGCUCGAACCAUCUCUGGAAGACGUGGAAAACAUCAACGAUUUCGAGCCCUUGUUUUCGGAGGAAACGCCCGAAGUGGAGAAGCCAGUGACCACGGUCCAGCCCGUGUUUAACUUGGCAGCAUAUCAUCAGCUGUUUGUUGGGACAGAAAGAAUUCGAGCUCCAGAAAUUAUCUUCCAGCCGUCUCUCAUCGGGGAGGAGCAGGCCGGCGUAGCUGAGACCCUCCAGUACAUUCUGGACAGGUACCCAAAGGAUGUUCAGGAGUUGCUGGUUCAGAACGUUUUCCUCACUGGCGGGAACAUGAUGUAUCCUGGGAUGAAGGUCAGAAUCGAGAAGGAGCUGUUGGAGAUGAGACCCUUUCAGUCUUCCUUUCAGGUCCAGCUGGCCUCGAACCCAGUGCUGGACGCCUGGUAUGGUGCUCGCGACUGGGCCCUGGACCACCUGGACAAUGAGGACGUCUGGAUCACCAGGAAGGAAUAUGAAGAGAAGGGAGGGGGCUACCUCAAGGAGCACUGUGCUUCCAACGUGUACGUCCCCAUCCGCCUGCCCAAGCAGGCUUCGCGCUCCACAGAAGCCCAGGCAUCCGGCAAAGGCUCGGGGGCCAGCGGAGGCGGGGCCGGCGAGCAGGCGUAGCAGAGGGGCCCCUCCAGGGACCUUGGGCCACAUCGGCCAGUGUGACAGGACGGUGACUCUGCCAGCUGUGUCCAGCCCGAGUCUGCUGGGAACAUUUGGCUGCAAGAUGGAUUUCUCCUGGGGAGAACAGUUUAGCGCCACUGGGAGUUACCCUCUGCAACUGUGUUCUUUUGGGGGCGUUGGCGGUGAAGGGACUUUAGGUGGCCUGCUGUCUUUGCUGAGCCAUGGAUGAGCCGUGGCCUUCACUUCCCGCAGCAGUGAAUGAAGACAGGGUGGGGAAUGGAGGUGUACAGUCUGCACAGGCUUCCUUCUUACCACAUUUUAAAGCCUUUCUUGUUUUUUUUAAAAAAAUCCUUUAAAUUUUAUAUUGUCAGUAUAGGUAGUCUUCUAAAUUUAUUCCAAAAUUGUGUGAACGUCCAGCAGGUGGAGUUCUUUCACAUACAGGUAAAAAGGUAACAUUUGUAUCCUAAGAGCAAUCAACCACAAACUCUCAGGGGCUAGAAAUAUUUCCUUCCUUCUUCUGUUUCUGCUUAGAAAUAAGGAAAAGGGGGCCCAAAGAGGGGAACCGGAUAGUACAAAGUCACUCCGUUAGGGCCUGCCCGGUGCCCACUUCUGAAUGGGCAGGUGUGGGGCUAGUGGGCCGACUCUUGUUCGUACUUUCUUUGCUGGAAACUUUUCCACGAUGUGAGGCCUUCCUACAGUUUUUAAAACUUCUCUUCCUGUGAGUGUGUUGGCUGCUUAACUUUUCAGGUCUUUCCGAAGAGAGAAACAGACUGGAAAAGGUGAGCCGUGGAGCCUUUUCAGUUUAGCCACAACCUCACAUUCCCUGGACCUUUGCAGCCUCAUCAUAAACAG
Messenger RNA from Kogia breviceps (pygmy sperm whale), 2711 nucleotides. RefSeq names its product actin related protein 5 (gene ACTR5). NCBI's taxonomy places the organism in Eukaryota, Metazoa, Chordata, Mammalia, Artiodactyla, Physeteridae. Gene Ontology annotation, cellular component: Ino80 complex; cytoplasm. Gene Ontology annotation, biological process: regulation of DNA-templated transcription. The record is from RefSeq and is a predicted model, not a curated record.